Molecule: messenger RNA, 1051 nt
Organism: Scheffersomyces amazonensis
Lineage: Eukaryota; Fungi; Ascomycota; Pichiomycetes; Serinales; Debaryomycetaceae
Product: exosome non-catalytic core subunit
Exons: 1
Coding region: 83-964 (293 amino acids)
Biological process (GO): RNA processing
Cellular component (GO): cytoplasm; nuclear exosome (RNase complex)
Molecular function (GO): RNA binding
Source: RefSeq, a predicted model, not a curated record
UCUACAGUGAUGAGACUGAAAAUUAGCACUAAGCUAAAGUAAAGUUACUAACUAUACCAUAAUAAACACUAUCAUUUAUAAUAUGUCUAAGGCAAAUACUGAUACAGUAGUUGUUCCAGGACAAUAUAUUACUCCUACAUAUAAGUUACAAGAAGAUAGUAAUAUAAUUGAGAAGUAUAUAUCAGGUAGAGGUACGACAAUAUCACAAAUAAAAGCAUCAGAAACAUCAACUAUAACUGUAAUUGCUGCAUCUAUAUUAGGGAAAGUAUAUAUAAAUGAAAUAGAAGUUACUUCAGGUGAAGUUGAAGAUAAAAAUAAUGAACAAAAACAACAAAUAAAGACAUUUCUUGUUGUGGUUAUACCCAAAUCAAGUACAUAUUUAAAUUUUCAAAAGGAACAUCAACAAGCCCUUUCAAAUUCUAUUUCAAUUAAUUUACCUAAGGAAAAUGAUAUUGUAUUAGUAAAAGUUACUAAAAUUACCUUAAAACAAGUAUUUUGUGAAAUACUAACAGUAGAAAAUGGUGAUAAUGUACUUAAAGAUAGUGGACUUGGAGUUAAUGGAGAAUUAAGUCAUGCAUCUGUUAGUCCAAGUGGAGGAUCUGCUAGUUUAUCUAAUUAUCAAACAGUUGCAUCAAGUCAAUCAACCAUGAGUGCUGCACAAUUUCAAGAUAUUGGAGAAAAUUUCCGAGGAGUAAUUAGAUCUCAAGAUAUUAGAUCAACUGAAAGAGAUAGAGUUAAAGUAAUUGAAAGUUAUAAACCAGGUGAUAUAGUUAGAGCUAUGAUAUUAUCAUUAGGUGAUGGAUCAAAUUAUUAUUUAACAACGGCUAGAAAUGAUUUUGGAGUUAUAUUUGCUAAAAGUGUAAAUGGUAGUGGUAAUUUAAUGUAUCCAUUAGAUUGGCAAAAUAUGAUAGAUGUUAAUAAUGGAAUUAUUGAAAAGAGAAAAUGUGCUAACCCAUUUGCAUAAAAAUAUCAUUAAAAAUUAUUGUAUAUUAUUAUGUAUGUAUAUACUAAUCAUUUAUCUCAUACAUUGAGUUCAAAUGACAAUUGAAUA